UAAAUCAUUAGUUUCAUUUUGGAUUCUGAAGUCACCAAACGUCAGGAAGAAAUGAUUGUUCUGCUACUUAUUGCUUCUCUGCUACCUGCAGGUUUAGGAUGUCUAUUCAAAACGAUCCCUCCUUGUUCCUGCGUUCAGAUUGCCUACAGGACAACCGAAAUCACCUGCAAAGCUACCACCGAUGCCGAUGAAUUAGAGAAAUCACUUUUGAAACUCCAAAAUCAACCAAUACAAACGCUUUAUAUAAUGGACAGCUCUCUGAUGUACUUACCGAGCGAUGCUUUUCAGGGUUUAAAGGUGGAAAGGCUCGAUUUGGUGAAUUCCACAUUCCAAGAUCUGGCAGAAUCUGAAGUAGCAUUCGAAGGCCUUGGAAAAACUCUUCAGAUCUUAAAUAUUCAGGAGUGUACUAUCUUCAACGGGUUCAAUUGGGACGAAUUCAGAAACCUGAAGAAUCUGGUAACCUUGAAAACAAUCAAGGCAGGUAUUCGAGCUAUAGAUUCAGACAUAGGAGAUAUAGCGCAUUUACCUUUGAAAGAAAUAUUCUUAACCCAAGACUCUAUAUCUUAUAUCGAUGACAGUGCUUUUGCAAAAUUCAAGAACUUGAUGGUUCUAUCACUGAAAAUGAAUCACAUUUCGGAGUUGAAAAGAAGCAUGUUCCCUAAUCCAGCACCCAAACUGCGCGUGAUUAAUCUCAGCUACAAUGCAAUAGAAAACUUACCCGAGGAUAUGUUCACGAAUAUGCCCGGGUUGCUUUCCAUUCUGCUGGCUGGCAAUAAUCUCAUUACUGUGGACCAAAAAACUUUCUCCCCAGUCUGGAGUCAACUGACCAAAAUCAAUCUAUACGAGAAUCCCAUGAGGUGUGACUGCAGAAUGAAGUGGAUGCUACAAAUGAUAUCUCCCAAGAACACUUGGGCCGAAUGUGUGCACCCACCCCAUUUGGCCGGAUCAAAUCUCGCCCAUCUGAAGGCAGAUGAUUUGAAGUGUUGAGAACAAAAUAUAAACAAUUUAUUUGCAAUAAACUAUUUAUUAUGUAUCAUGA
Messenger RNA from Argiope bruennichi, 1039 nucleotides. Its product is annotated as leucine-rich repeat neuronal protein 3-like. Bases 52 to 987 code for a protein of 311 amino acids. NCBI's taxonomy places the organism in Eukaryota, Metazoa, Arthropoda, Arachnida, Araneae, Araneidae. The transcript has 3 exons. The record is from RefSeq and is a predicted model, not a curated record. Gene Ontology annotation, molecular function: protein binding.